ACACAUAAUAAAUACGUUUAAAAUUUCGGAGCUGACUUCUCUAUUAGUUGCAUAAGCAACAUCUUAAAGUUUCGUUUUUCCCGGAUCAAGUAUCUAUAGCGAUGCCACGUCGGCCGCAACCACUGGAAGAAGACAGCCUGGAACAGAAUUGUCCUCUCUGUGGGUUGCCUGAUUCUAGCCAGAUGGUCAGCUGCGAAGAGUGCCAACGGUGGUUUCAUUUUGUAUGCGCUAAUGUGAGUGACGCCCUUGCUGAUUACGAUUGGAGCUGUCAGAGAUGCCGUAGCGCCAGAUUCCCUGCUCCAGUACCAACUGCGUCAUUCUCUAUGCCGCCAGUACAUAUACCAGCCGUUGAAUCCGAAACGCAGUCAUUAGUACCACCUCUAGUCUCGCUUCCACCAGGAGGACCAAGUACGUCCUAUGAAGCUCCCGUUUGUGAAUGCCCAACAAGUCAAGCAUACGUUCCACCAGUCAGCCAGACGACAUCGACCUAUAAUAGGGCGUACGAUCCUAGGUAUACCUGUGGUAGUCACGUAUACUUUCCGCAGAUUGAACCAAUCAUGACAACUGCUCCGUCCGUACCAACAUUACAGCCGAAUCCUGUUUCUCAGAUGCCUAUGGAUUUGAGGCUCCGUUACCUGGAAGAAGAACAGGCUCUCGAAAGGAGACAUCUGCUACAACGGUACCGUUUAUUGAUGGACGCACCACAAGUUGAGCCGCCGAUUACAACAAUUCCACUGGUUGGAUUACACAGCAGUGAUUCAGCACACCCAACCAGUCAGCAUCAGUCAUUCCCGGAUUUUCCACGAGUGCAUAUUGUGCAAUCACCUCCCGCUCCAGUUUUUCCAAACCCACAGUACCAUUCUUCCCCGGUUCAAAACCCACGAAGGUCUAGCAGGCCGCUUCAGACUGGUAUCAGUUCGCAAUUCCAACCUUCACCAGUACAACAAACUCGUCCGAGCAUUCCAGGAUUCCGUAAUGAAGAUCAUCUGCAAGCAACUGGAUUCGGGAACGAAUCGGCUUUACUCAACAGAAGUCAAAUUGCUGCGCGCCAAGCCGUAUCUAAGGACCUCCCGGAGUACAACGGUGAUCCGGAACAGUGGCCGUUAUUUAUUGCUACAUUUGACAGUACAACACGUAUUUGUGGCUACACCCCGGAAGAAAAUAUGAUACGCUUACAGAAAUGUCUCAAGGGCAAGGCACUCGAAGCAGUGAGGUGUCAGUUGUUACACCCGAGGAACCUAGAAAACGUUUUGGCAACCCUCAAAAUGUUGUUUGGCCGUCCCGAGAUUAUAGUUCAUUCCCUCAUACAGAAGAUUCAGCUCCUGCCAGCACCGAAAGCUGAGAAACUUGGCACACUGGUCGACUUUGCUAUCGCCGUGAGGAACAUGGUAGCGACAGUGCAAAACUGUGAUUUGGAAGAGCAUCUCUGCAACAUCUCUCUUCUACAAAGUCUUGUGGAUCGCCUACCACCAAUGAUCCGCCUCAACUGGGCAACUCACCGCCAGAAUCUGUACCGAGUUACACUCUCACAGUUCAGCGACUGGCUGUAUAAUCUCGCUGAGGCGGCUAGUAGUGUAACGAUCCCACAAAUUCAGAGUGUUCCUGAAAAGCCCCGGCAUGCACGAAAGGAUGACGGUUUUUUGAAUGCUCACACUGAAACUGCUCCGAAACCAGAGGUGGAUUCAAAUGGUUUAAUCAAUUCAAGCACUUGUGCCGUUUGUCAAGGAAAGUGUGAAGCGGUAGAAUACUGCAAACAGUUUUUGAUUCUCGACCAUCCUUCGCGGUGGAAUACGAUACGUGAGUAUAAGCUAUGCCGAUGUUGUUUAGGAAAGCACCAGGGUCCGUGUAAGUUUACUAAAAUGUGUGGGAAAAACGGAUGCACGUUCAAACACCACCGGUUGCUGCAUAAUGAUGCCAAGGAUAAGCACUAUUCCCCUACUUCUACUUCAGAGCCGAAGAGUGGUCCAAGCCAUCAAAACGCCGCCGAGCAUACCUGCAACACUCAUCGAGGAAACAGCAAUUCCGUACUUUUUCAGUACAUUCCCGUCACGCUUCACAAUAAAGGAGCACGAAUCAACACCUUUGCCUUCCUCGAUUGUGGGUCUUCGUUAACGUUGCUAGAAGAGGGGCUAGCAUCGGAGUUACAGCUGCAAGGUGAGAAGCAUCCGCUAUGUCUCCGGUGGACCGCUGAUACAUGCCGAUACGAGGACGCGGCCAUGAGGGUAUCACUCGAAAUUUCUGGGACACGUAAUGAAAAAGUCAAACAUCGACUCGCUGACGUUUACACCGUGAAGGAAUUGAAGCUACCUUCUCAGUCCCUACCAUUUGAGGAGCUUUCCACGAAACAUGCGUACUUGCAAGGGAUACCCGUGGACUCGUACACAAACAUGCAGCCUCGUAUCCUAAUUGGUAUGAACAACAUACGAGUAGUUCAUCCGUUGGAAAGCCGUGAGGGUGCAGAACACGAACCCAUAGCAGCCAAGACCAGAUUGGGAUGGAUGGUGUACGGAACGUGCCCUUCUGGAGGCAGAGCGUGCUCAAAUACCGCACCGCAUAGUUUCCAUAUGUGUCAUCACUCUUCAGAAGCUGACGUCGAACUGAAUUCAGUGGUCAAGGACCAUUUUGCACUCGAAAAUCUGGGCAUUGCGAAACUGGAAAAGCUGCUUUUGUCAACGGAAGAUGAACGCUCUGCAAAGAUGAUGCGUUCAGUGACGAAGUUCGAGAAUGGAAGAUUUCGAACAGGACUGCUGUGGAAAUUCGACGACAUUCGGCUACCUGACAGUAGGCCGAUGGCAUUGAGACGUCACCAUUGCCUGAUGAAAAGAAUGGAACGUGAUUCGAGCUUGGCUGAAACACUUAGAGCCAAGAUGGACGAUUACAUGCAGAAGGGUUACGUUCGCAAAUUGUCUCCAGAGGAAUUACGAGAACCCAAGGAUCGCAUAUGGUACUUGCCAAUAUUCCCUGUAUUCAACCCGAACAAGCCAAACAAAGUUCGGAUCGUUUGGGAUGCAGCGGCGACUGUGGGUGGAGUCUCUCUCAACUCUGUCCUCAUGAAAGGACCAGAUCUUCUGACAGCGUUGCCAUUUGUGCUGUACAGAUUCCGGGAGCGGCCGAUUGCAGUUUCUGGGGACAUCGCUGAGAUGUUCCUCCGUAUGCUGAUGAACCCGCUUGACCAGCACUGUCAACGGAUUUUCUGGUGCAACCGGGAUGGUACGACUGGCGAAUACGUCGUUACGGUGAUGACGUUUGGCGCUAAGUGCUCACCGAGCUGCGCCCAGUUCAUUAUCAACGAAAACGCAGCACGAUUCGCAGUACAGUUUCCAGAGGCUGUUGAAAUCAUCAAGAAAGGCCACUACGUCGACGACAUGUUGGUAAGCGUCGACACCGAAGAAGAAGCAAUAAAGCUAGCGAAGGAUAUCCAUUACAUCCAUCUACAGGGCGGGUUCACCAUGAGGAACUGGAUUUCAAAUUCUCCAUCAGUUGUGCAAGCGCUAGGUGAAACUGGAACAGCUGAGAAAAGUUUGGACGUGAACAACGAAGCAGUACUGGAGAAGGUCCUCGGAAUGUGGUGGGACACCAAGACGGAUACCUUUCGGUACAAACUUUCCACUGAACGGAACCAAGAGCUUAUUUCUGGCCUCAAACAUCCCACGAAACGAGACGUACUACGCGUAAUGAUGUCGGUGUACGACCCUCUCGGCUUGAUAUCUCACUACAUGGUAUACUUGAAAUUGCUGUUCCAAGAGAUUUGGAGAGAGGGAUCUUCAUGGGAUGACGAAAUCGGCGUGAGGCAGUUGAUGAAGUGGAAGAACUGGCUGCAACUUCUACCGGAAGCGGAAUCGGUGCGAGUUCCACGAUGUUACCAUCUAUCUUAUUCGCGUGGCAGAGAACGUACAGUAGAAUUGCAUACGUUUGUGGAUGCCAGUGAACUUGGAUACGCUGCGGUUUGCUAUUUUCGGUUCAUUGAAGGAGAUAAAAUCUCUUGUUCGUUAGUCGGAUCGAAAAGUAGAGUUGCCCCGAUCAAAUCUCUAUCAAUUCCACGGCUUGAACUCCAGGCAGCGGUGAUAGGCACCCGUUUAGCACGAAGCGUUGAGGAUGGACAUUCGAUCAAGAUUGAUCGACGGAUUUUUUGGACGGACGCCCGUGAUGUAAUGUGUUGGCUCAAGUCGGAUCACCGAAAAUACUCCCAGUUCGUCGCCUUUCGUGUCGGGGAAAUCUUAGAAGCUACAGAUAUCGGAGAGUGGAGGUGGAUACGAGGAAAAAUCAAUGUUGCCGAUGAAGGUACGAAAUGGGAUCGUUUACCGAGUUUCGACAUCAGCUGCCGCUGGUUUGCGGGUCCACCAUUCUUGUCGAAGCCGAGAUCGGAAUGGCCCGAAGCAUCAAUCAACGAAGAAACUGCAGAAGAACUCCGGCCGCGAUUGCUACAUCACCACACCCAGAUAGCCGGAGAUUUUCUGCGUCCGGAAAACUAUUCCAAUUUGAGCCACCUACAGCGACUUACCGCUCUCGUGCAGCGAUUUCCGGUCAAUCUUCAGCGGAAACUGAAGGGUGAGAAACUUCUUCGAGGACCACUGACCAGCGAAGAACUGCUAGCGGCGGACAAUUAUCUGUAUAAGCGCGCUCAAUGGGCAUGUUACCAGGAUGAGAUGGCGACAUUGUCCGCAGGUAAGCCAAAUUUACCCAAAACUAGUUCUUUGUUCAAGGUCAGCCCGUUUAUUGAUGGUGCGGGCGUGAUGCGCAUACAUAGUCGUAUCGACGUUUGCGAUUUUGCUGACGAAAAGACGCAGUUCCCGAUUGUACUACCACGUCGCAACCCGCUCACAAAUUUAGUGCUUCAGAACGUCCACGAAAAGUACCACCACCAGUGCAACGAAACCUUCGUUAACGAAGCUCGGAAGAAGUUCAACAUUCCAAGAGUACGUGUGGAGUGUGACAGAGUCCGUAGAGAGUGUUCCCGUUGUAAAAUCCGACGGGCUGAGCCUGAUCCUCCUAUGAUGGCGAACCUCCCAAAAGAGCGACUAGCAGCCUUUGUUCGACCCUUUUCUUACGUAGGGGUUGACUAUUUCGGCCCGUACCAGGUCACCGUUGGGCGGCGGUCCGAGAAACGUUAUGGAGUGUUAGUUACUUGCUUGACUACACGGGCGAUCCAUAUCGAGAUAGCCCACUCUCUCUCAACGGACUCGUGCAUAAUGGCCCUACGCAAUUGCUUCUCCAGACGGGGAACUCCACUGCAAAUAAUAAGCGACCGAGGGACCAACUUCGUGGGCGCAUCAAAGGAACUCAUGGAGGCAUUAGCGAACGUCGACAACAACAAAAUUAUGGCUGAGUUCACUACGGCGUCUACUUCGUGGAGCUUCAACCCACCUGCGUCGCCACAUAUGGGUGGCAUAUGGGAGAGGAUGAUACAGACGGUCAAAAAGGUUCUAGCCGAAAUCAAACCGAAACGUUUACCAACCGACGAAGUCCUAAAGAACCUGAUGGCUGAAAUAGAAAACGUUGUAAACAGCAGACCAUUGACUCAUGUUCCUGUCGACGAUGAAUCGUCUCCCGCAUUGACACCGAACCACUUUUUAGUUGGAUCAUCGAAUGGUUCUAAACCUUUAGUGCCAUAUGAUGAUAGUGCUUUGGCUAUGCGGCAGUCCUGGAAAACAUCACAAAUUCUGGCCAACUAUUUUUGGAAACGCUGGGUUCUUGAAUACACUCCUGUAAUCACCCGCCGAGCUAGGUGGUUCAACCCUGUAAAACCGAUUGCUGUUGGAAACAUUGUAAUUGUCGUCGAUCCCAGCUUCCCAAGGAACUGCUGGCCUAAAGGCAGAGUAGUCGCAGUCAAGACUUCGAAAGAUGGGCAGGUACGUUCAGCAACGGUUCAGACCGCUUCCGGCAUCUACGACAGACCAGCGGUGAAAUUGGCGGUACUGGACAUCGGGACAAAUCAGAGUAUGCUGAACCAGGGUCCAACUACUGGGGGGGAGUGUUGCGAACGCCCCUCGUCUGUGAGCCUACCUCCAAAUCAACACUUCGGUACCAACUGAACAAGCGAAAGCUGACAAAACGAGAUCAUGGAGAAGAACAAAGAGUGCUUAUAACAAAGCUGAAUUGGUGUGACACGAUGUCGAAAAAGAUUAUCUAAAUUUAUUUGCCUAAUUUUCGCGUAUAUAUUUACAUUUAAACCUAAAUUUGUUUGCAUUUAAACCUAAAUUUGUUAUUCUACACAUGCAGUGAGUUGAACAAAUAACAGUUUUGUUUAUUAAAGUGCUAAUUAAAAUGAAAUUUAUUAUCCUAGAAAUUGUUUUAGGUUAAAUUGAUUUGCACUCUGCCUUGAGCCGCCUCUAGACAGAAAAGAAAACUAAAGUUAUUCUGCACAAACCGGAUUCCCUAAGCCUAGCGUUACAUAGAUCCCAUUCCGGGUUAAACAAUGAAAGAAGAUUACAA
Molecule: messenger RNA, 6432 nt
Organism: Ochlerotatus camptorhynchus
Lineage: Eukaryota; Metazoa; Arthropoda; Insecta; Diptera; Culicidae
Exons: 2
Coding region: 102-6032 (1976 amino acids)
Biological process (GO): DNA integration
Molecular function (GO): nucleic acid binding
Source: RefSeq, a predicted model, not a curated record